Vanrija pseudolonga is the source of this 2566-nucleotide messenger RNA. RefSeq names its product Protein DSF2 (gene DSF2). NCBI's taxonomy places the organism in Eukaryota, Fungi, Basidiomycota, Tremellomycetes, Trichosporonales, Trichosporonaceae. The coding region runs from base 127 to 2436 and encodes 769 amino acids. The record is from RefSeq and is a predicted model, not a curated record. Gene Ontology annotation, molecular function: protein binding. Gene Ontology annotation, biological process: negative regulation of G2/M transition of mitotic cell cycle. The transcript is spliced from 4 exons. Gene Ontology annotation, cellular component: cell division site.
CCCGUCACAUCUCGCGCGACCUCGACACAUUACUACAACCCAACUACCUUCAACCUCUUGCAACAACACACAACACACACACACACCACGCCGCUGGUAGAGCCGACCACGCUUACCCCCAGCACCAUGGCGUCGGUUCAGGCCCGCAGGCCAACCAUCACCGCCUUACCCGGCGCAUCCGACUUUGCCGCCGCGGCCGCGUCCUCGGCGCACUCGCCCCUCGACCAGCUCGGCCUGGCCAUGCGCCGCGGGAGCCCGACCGAGCAGCCCAAUCCCGCCGCCGUCGCCGCUGUGCAGCGCUCGGCGCCGUCGCCGCCCGUCCCAACACUCGACUUGAACCUCUUCCGAUCGCCGAGCAUCUACUCGGUCGAGAGCAACCUCGACACGAUAAGCCUGACGAGCGAGGAGCACCACGCCGCGUAUGGUGACCAGACUAUCGGCUAUGGCUAUGGUUUCACCAACGAGCCCGAGGAGCAGGGCACCGACGAGGACGACGACUACGGUUCGCCAGAGGAGGGCACCGAGAUCAACUUUGGUGCUGACCCGACGUCGACGCCGUCUACACCCCGCGCCCGCCGUAUGGCCUCGGACGAGGUCAUGGGCGGGUCGCCUGUCCGCUCUGGCGCAUCGACACCGACGUUCCGCGUCCACCGACCCAACCAGCAGUACGCUGGAGGCCCCGCACCGCCGCCUGUCCCCACUGUCCCGUUCAACGUGCGUUCGGCCGUCUCGGAUGGUCCGUUUGCACUCCACCCAGUGCCUGUUAGGAACCAGCGGAGUGCCUCGUCUCUGGCAUCCUCGAGCACGACAACGACGGUCACGUUACAGGCAAGAUCGAACACCGAGCCGGUUGUUGCCCGCGACGCACCGGUCACACGGGAUGCGCCGGCACCGCACCAGCCCCAGACGUCCACGGUGCCCGACUGGGCAAGCGUCCAUGGCGAGCAGGGCUCGGACUGGGGAGACGACGAGGCCGAGUUCGAGUGGCUCGAUAAGGGUCACCCUGAGGCAGUGAACGGUAACAGCAACGGGACCGUGCCCAGGAGGCUCGGCCUCAGUCCUAAGCGACUGUCACGGAUACGUGCUGCUGUCCCCAACCUGACACCCAACCUCGUCCCACCCAGCUUUGCGACGGGCAGCGGAAGCGGCGGAAGCAGUGGGAGCAACAGCUCUGCGUCGAGCCCAGUGUCGCCCGGGCCGCCUGAUGGACCGCAGAGAGCGCGCACAAAGAAGAAGCGCCCAAUCGUUAUCCCCCGACGUGCGGCGCCCCCGCCCCCGACCGGGGCACCGAGCACGCUUCCGCCAACAAGAAGCAGGUCGCCUCAGCCACUGCGGUCACCGCCGACGAGGGACGGCAACUCUGUGUUUGACUCUGCGCCCUCGGGAGAAGCACCGCCGCCGACGAGGGAACAAUCUUCCCCUGAGUUGGAAACGAGGCCCGUGUUGCCGCCGGUUGUCAUCAUCAAUGCGACGCCGGACCGCGUCGCCAGACGCCAGCCGCACCUCAUGGUGCCGCUCAAGGACGGCGACGGUGGCAACAGGCCAGGAUUAAAACGCGUGCCGAGCCACCAGUCGGAGCACAGCAUGCAGUCGUCGCUCGCCUACUCGUUCUACGACCUCGAGGAUGGGAGCGCGGCUCCGUCAAGAUCAGAAUCCCCGAGCCGCAUUCACGAGGCACAGCCGCGCGGGCGGUACGCAAAGAUUCCGAUCACCACGAUUGACCCUGCUGGGGGCAGCCGUGUUCGUGUGACCGACACGACUACGACGACGUCGCGGUCACCAGUGACGCCCGUUACGCCGGGGAUCAGCGCCAAUGGCCACAGCCGGCUCAACCUGCAGUCGGCGUCGACGACAUCGCUGUCGUCGAUUUCUGCGGCAGGGCUCACACCUGACGAGCUCGUCGCCGCUGGGCUGGAGCAGCGCCGCGCUGGGCAACUGCCCAAAGCCGCGUACAUGUUCAUGAAGGCCGGUGAAGCCGGAGGCGCGACAGGGCAGAUUUAUUGGGGCCUUGCGUUGAGGCAUGGACAAGGCGUUGCGCGUGACGAGCGGCGCGGAUUCACCGAGAUCUUACAGGCGUGCGACCGGUCGCUGGCCGAGAGCCCGAUCGACCUGCGCGCCGCGGCAGGCUCGAUCCUCACGCCAGGGCAGGUGCAGUCAAUGACGCCGGGGCUGUCACUGGGGCUGUACGAAGUCGCGUGCUGCUUCCUCGAUGGCACGGGCGUGAAGAGGUCGCCUGACACGGCGCUCGAGUACCUGCGUAUGGCUGGUAGCCUUGGCGACCUGAACGCUCAGGAGGAACUCGGCCUGCUGCUCGCCAAAGGAGGCCACGGCGUCAGAAAGGACAUGAAAGAGUCGGCAAAGUGGUACCGCGCUGCGCUGGACCAGGGCCUCAACACGCCUGGCUUGGCCUGGGUCUGGAAGGAGAAAUACAACUAGACGAGCGCGUCGCGCGCGUGGCCGCGUCUAGCCGGGUGCUGGGUGCUGGACAAUGUCGAGGCGUUGUUGUAACACUAUUAUAUAUACAUGGGCUUGCGCAACACAACAUGCACAACAACAUAUCUUUGGU